AUGGAAGCGCUGCUUGCAAAAGCAGUGACGCUACGCUCGUUCCUCGAAAGCGCUUCCAAAGAUGGCAACCUGAAACAAGCCGUCCCGCUUCAGCAAAACCUCUCGCGAGUGACCAACCCCGACGUCUCUUUUGCGUUGGACCAUACGUUUCUCAUCCAGUCACUUCCCGCGGGGGUGAACCCAUUUCCUCGAUCUCCGUGGAACUGCAACCUAUGCAUGUCACAUACAGAACUGGUACAUCAUGUGGUCGAGCAGCUCGUUGUACGCAAACGGUUGAUAAAUUGGGAAGACGCAAAUGUCCUGACGCUUGGGUAUCGAGAAGAAACGCCGAUGGCUUCAGGUCACCGCGUGACGCAAUCCAAUGGGAUCGUGUGUUACUACCCAAAUACACUGGUAGCUGCGCUCAAGCAGCCGCUGUGGGGGUCAUUGCACGAGCUCAUGGGAGAUGACCUCAUGAUGCAUUUGCUGCUCAACUAUACCAUUUUGGUGCAGCUGAAAGAAGGCCCAACUUCCUACAUGCAGCUGGCGGGAAAAAGCCUGCGUCAGCAAAAGGGUCACUAUGGAGACGACAGUGCAAAGCGCACUGUAUCGAUUCACCGCAUCAUGUAUGCUCGCUCCUUCCAAAAAGAUCGAGUGUUUGCGGGCUCGCAUGUUUUGGUAAAAGCGCUCAAAACGGGCAAUCCAAUCAGUCGUACUGUAGCAUCUCGAUUACUUCGAUCAAUCUUUCCUGACGUAGCCGGUCGAAAACGUUUACCAAAGCGGUUGGUUCAUUUGAUCCCGACGAUACAGGCCAUGGUAUCAAGAUUCAACGCGUGUCAGAUCCAAGCUCUUGCGAAGACUCUUACGCCUUUGAACGCUGGAUUCCGAAAGUUUAUGGCGGACAAUCCAAGCAUCAAGCGUAAACUGGCAGAGAAAGCUGCUGAAGCGAAAGUGUGUGACCAGCCUAUACUCUUUCCGAUCGUACAGAAAUCUCUGGAUGACGGAUACUUGAGCCAAAGCGAAGUCGUGACACCGAGCUCCGAUCGUAAACGCAAGCAAAGAGAGCAGGCACUUAGCAUGCUGUCCCAUGCAUCAGUGGUUGAACCAGAACGUGGAAAUGGUACAUACUGUUGCGGUAAAAAGAAGCCGAAAAACGUUGACACUAGCAGCGUAAAGAUGCUUCGCGUUCACGAGCAGACAGACCUGACCAAACUGCAACGACACAAGGCGGAUAUCGAUCAAUUGCUGACUUUUACGACACCCAAACAGAAGAUCUAUCGACUAGUACGUAAGUUUGUUGCUCGAGUCAUUCCAAAAGAAUUAUGGGGCAGCUGUGAUACGCAGAAAAACUGGAAGUGUGUGAAGAUGCUGCUGCACAAGCUCAUUUUUUCUCGCAAAUUCGACAUCUUCUCGCUUUCAAAAUGCACCGAUAGGUUUCAGGUGCACAAUGUGGAAUGGACGAAAGUGCAAACAAGUGCAACGUUUUGCCCACCGAACGAACGAGUCAAGCGCAAGAAGCUCUUCGAGGACUUGCUAUACUGGAUGACGUCAGUCUUGGUCUUCCCAGUUUUGCGGAACUUGUUUUAUAUUACAGAGACUGAGGGAUCGGCGAAUGAGAUUGCGUACUACCAGCGCCCGGUUUGGAAUACAAUCAGUGCGCUAGCUCUCGAUGACUUGGAAGGGGGGAUCCUGCAGUCGUUGAGUACCCAGACUUCAUUAAGCAACCACAGUCAACGCGUACUAGGAACUUCUCGACUAAGGUUGUUGCCUAAGACUACUGGGGUUCGGCCGCUCAUGAAUCUGUCCACAGCUGUUGACCGAACCAAGUGCUCAGUAAACAGAUCUUUGGAAACCGUCCAUCGAGUGCUAGCAUUCGAGGCAGAGCGACAGCCUAAGCGACUUAUUGGAGCAUCGGUACAGAACAUUGACGAUAUCUACAAGCGCGUAAAGCCUCUGUUCGGUCAGAUAUCCUCCUGCCCUCGAUGCAGGGAGCGGCAGCGUACUUCUCGGGAUGUACCAAUGGCUUACUGCGUGACAGUAGACAUUGAACGCUGUUUCGAGACAAUCCGACCUCAUAAGCUGUAUCAGAUACUGAAGAAGGCUAUGCGAGAAGAUGAAUACCUCAUCCGCAAGCAUUGGGUUGGUCGUCAAGUUGCUCCGAUCCCGUCGAAUAUCGAUCUGGAAAGAUUGUUACCACAUGAGUCGUUUCAUUUCAAGCUGGAGCGUCCAGCAUACCCAUCCGGCGAGUUCCUUAGUUUCAACGAGGUUGUAGCGCAGUCUGCGAAGAAGAACGCAAUGUAUGCGGACGGUGUUGUCUAUGACUGCCUCACGAAAACGCAAGCCCUUCGGUUGUUGAAAGACCAUAUGCUCGCGAAUGUCGUCGAGAUAGAUGGCCGCGACUACGUUCAACGAUGGGGGAUCCCACAAGGUUCCGUGCUCUCCACGAUUUUGUGUAACAUGUAUUAUGCUCAUUUUGAGCGACGAGUGCUUCGCAGACGUUUGCCAAAAGUACACGAUCCGACUUUUGACCCUGUGUCUUGCUGUCAACACGAAGAACUGUUCCGUUAUACGGACGACUUCAUGUUUAUCACGACAGACCUAAAACGAGCGCAGAAGUUCUUCAGCGUGAUGCACGAAGGCAAUAUCGAGUAUGGAUGUUACGUGAAUCCGGCCAAAAGCCAAGCAAAUUUUGAGACCGCAGCCGGCACAAAUCAGCAAAUGAAAUCUGCAUCGUCAGCAUCGGAAUGUGGUAUAUCGUGGUGUGGCAUGCUAAUAAAUCCCAACCGACUUCAGGUCUACGUCAACUAUGAGAAACUGAGCAGCUCGUUGCUUCAUAGCUCAAUUCCACUUAACGACACAAGAGCGCCACGAGAUUUCUUCGUGAGCAAAGUGAUUUCUCCAAUUCGCCAGCGUUGGCAUGCACUGUACUUCGAUCCCGAGUUGCUUUCGCUGGACACCAUUCACAUCAACAUGUUCCAAAUGCUGAUGUUUACAGCGCACCGAUUUACAAUCCUCGUCGAGAUGUUACCGUUCGUGAACUAUGGUAUGCGCUUCUUUCACGAAAGCAUCCACCGAAUUCUACAUAAAAUGGUCAAGACCGUCCAUCGCAGUCUAGAGCCCGGUGAAUGCACGAAGAAAACUUCUAGGUCUUACAUGGCCCGGAAACACCAGGUGUGGGAAAUAGGUCUUUAUGCAUUCCAGCUCACCAUCCUUGCCAAGCUGGAUAAGAAAGUUAAUGCAAAGCACCACCAACGUCAGCCGGCAGAUUGGCUCAAGCUGGUGGACAUCGUACGAACGGAACUGGAAGAAUUUGGACGACUUGCGAAAACAAGUCAAGGUACUGGAUGUCACUCAGUUUUUAAAAUCGAUUGGUUAUUGCAUGACCGCCGCAAUGUGACCGUGUUGAAACACUUCCUGCAACUUGGUGCGAACAGCUCGAGUGGCAAAAGCAGCAGUUGA
This is a messenger RNA of Peronospora matthiolae, 3438 nucleotides long. The record is from the annotation of a GenBank genome assembly. Lineage: Eukaryota; Oomycota; Peronosporomycetes; Peronosporales; Peronosporaceae.